CCGCUACCCUAGCGGCUACCAUCGCCUUGUACCGGAGCCGCUCUUAAAGGGGCCAUGCACCGUGAGAAUGCCCCGGCACCCAGCGGGGGGUGAGACAGCGGGCCAGGGCAUGGGGAGGAGGCUAAAAGAGAUGGGGAAAAUGCCACACGGGCACCUGUCACUAGGGGCAGCAACAGAGGGAGGGGGGCAAGUGCAUAACUGGGAUCAAUGUGUAUAUACAAAUUAAAUUCACCCUGGCGUUUAUUCCCUUGGCACAGUUUGGUGCCCCCGGUAUUCUGUAUGUGUGAGUGUUGGCAUUAUUCCCUGUCUGACAUGGGCUACACGUUGGGCUGUCUAUGUGCCCGGCACUCGCUUUCUGUCUGGGCUUGUUGUGCCCCCCCUUAGUCAGUUUAGUGCUGCCAUAAGUACCGGGCUGAGGGGAAUUAUUACUAUAAGUGUCAUGCUGUUUGUGAUUGUUCCAUAUUGUGUGUGUGUCUGGGGGCCCCACAGCCAAUCAGAGACAGGAAGAGAUGCCAUAGUGUAACUCCGAGUUCCUUUCAACUUCAUUCCCCUGGAAAGGAUCAGUGCAAUGUAUAGAUAUAGGCAUGUGCAGCCUUUGUUAUUUGUAUAUUCAUUCAAGUAGAGUUCACACACUUUGAUGGAACUGCCACAUCUUUUCUGUGGGAUUCUGGGAGUUGUAGUUCAGCAAUAUCUGGUUGGCCCACAGCUCAGUACUUUCACGCUGUGAUUUCAGUCUACUAACUUCUGUAAUAGUUACCUGCCUUCUAUUUCACCCUCUUAUGUCCAUCAGUCCCCUGUUCCUUGUCUCUCCUCCAUCUUUGUCUCUUGCCUUAUUCUCUGAUGGAGAAUGGAGGAGGUCCAUUCUUCAUAUCUCUCUGGGCAUGAAGAUCUGGAUAAUAUGCCCUUUCCCCAACCGUCCAUGGGGCAGAAUGAAGCCUGUUCCUCCAUGCCCUGCCCUGGGGGUGUAGAGAUUGUCUUGGUAGGGGGAGGAAAACCUGCUGUUGGGGUUUUUCCUGAGGAGAGCAGAGUUCGCACAUCCUUCUCAUGCUUGGAACUUGAAGAGGACCAUAGAGAAGGUAUGCGUCUGACUCACUCUAUGGAGCCUGAUGGGAUGGCCUGUGGCCUUCUGGGAUGCCCAGAACAAGACCACCACACAACCACUUUAACCUCUCCUAAAUUCUCUCUAACCCCUGAUGACUCUCGCUCUCUGCAUCAGAUGAAUACCCAUCCACCUUCUAAUCUUGCUUCUCCCUGGGGUUUUACAGCUGCAGAUCCUCAGGAUGAGGGGGAAAGUGGAGCAGUGGAUGUAUCUUCAGAUGGGCAGUAUGUUCAGGAUAGGGGCUUUGAAUGGACUUCAGGAUUAGAAGAUGAGGCUGAAGAUCAGUCUGACCACAUGAUGGUUAGGUCAGAGCCAACACCCAUCACCAUGCCAGUAUUCAGACGAGCUCUACAGUUGGGAGGCAUGCCAGGAUCCUGGCAGGUAGAUAGCUACUCAGAAGAGGAGGCACAGGUUGAGGUGGAAGAGGAAGAAGAGGAGGAAGAGGGAUCAGUUUAUACUUGCAUAGAGUGCAGUAUCUACUUCAAGAAAAAAACUCACUUGUUGGAGCAUAUGUUUCAGCACUCACAAGAUGGGGAGGGUGAUGGGUCCCAGGCAGGGGAAGGUUCCCAUGCCUGUAGUGAAUGUGGUAAGGGUUUUGUGGAUGAGGGGAGCCUUGCAGCACAUCGACACCUUCAUCAAGAAUCAAGGCAGAAAAUUAUAGAAGAGAUAAGCAAACUGGAGAAUUUUGCAGAUGAGGGGAGAGGUGCCCGUCUGCAAUGUCCAAAAUGUCUCUUUGGCACAAACUCUUCCAAGGUUUUUGUCCAGCAUGCCAAAAGCCAUGUGAAAAAGGGGACUAAUGAUGGUCGGGGUGGUCCAACACCCAUAAGAACUCAAGUAGACACUGUAGAAGGAGGUGAAAGUUCUGAGCAGAUGAAUGAUGAGACAUGGAAGAAUUCAGAGGCAGGGUCUGACACUGGCCAAGGGUGGAGUGAGGAUAUGCCCCAGGGAAGUAUGAGUUUUCUGGGACAAGGGUUGGGUAAAGCAAAAAAGAAGACUUCAUCCAGUUGGGGUCUUAAAAGUGGGCUAUGGCGAGAGGCCGAAUGUCAUAAACCCUCAAAAAGCUCUAAAUUGCCUGAGGCUGCUGUCGUGCUUAAGCGGCAGUAUCGCACUGCUUUAAGGGCUGGUGGGGGUGGAAGGGAAGGGGAGAGGCGGCAACUAAGAGAAGAGGUCGCUAUUGUAGUAUUGGAAAACAUAAGUCCCUUCAGGAAAAAAGGGAAAGGACAUCGGGCUUGGGGUUAUGGUAAAAGACUCUCUGGGGGUAGUGAGAGGACACAAUUGCACAGUAAUGAACAUCGGUUGCCUAAAGACUCAUGGGCAGAAGAUGGAGAAGAAAGUAUUCCUUUGGAUGUUUUGUUGAUGGACCCUAAUUAUGAGGGCCAGCUUGAGGCACUUGGGCUUAGGAGUGAGGAACGGGAGUGUCCCUAUUGCCCUGACCGCUUUCACAACGGUAUAGGUCUUGCCAAUCAUGUUAGAGGCCAUCUAAACCGAGUUGGAGUCAGUUACAAUGUACGGCACUUUAUAUCAGCAGAGGAAGUCAAGGCUAUAGAGCAGAACUAUUCCUUUCAGAAGAAGCGCAAGAAAGUGGCGAACUUUGAUCCCAGUACGUUCAGCCUGAUGCGGUGUGAAUUCUGUGGUGCUGGCUUCGACACCCGUGCUGGCCUUUCCAGUCACGCCCGUGCCCAUCUGCGAGACUUUGGUAUCACCAACUGGGAGCUCACAGUUUCUCCCAUCCAUGUCCUCGCACGACUUCUUGCCCGCUCGCCUGGCCGUCCACUGCCCCAAUUCUCUUCCUGGCACCAGGACGAUGACACAGACGUGUUAGGGUCAGAAGAGGAAGAUGGCGACUCACUAGAUCUCAUCAGAUCCCAAACCCUGAAGCCGGAUUCUGGGCACGUUCUGGAGAAAAUGCCUUCUGAACAAAGUGCAGGACGAGCAGAGGACGCUAAAGUUUGUGAUUGGUACCCGCCAGGCCCAAGUCAGACCACAUGUGAAGUGUGUGGCGCUUGUUUCGAGACCCGGAAGGGCCUGUCCAGCCAUGCACGCUCCCACCUACGGCAUCUGGGGGUGGCAGAGUCGGAAAGCAGUGGGGCCCCCAUUGACCUGCUGUACGAGCUGGCUAAGCAGGGAAAAUUACCACAGGAUGAAUCCUUAUUGGGGGCCAAGAAGUCAGGAAGCCCCCGGACAGGAUCCCCAAGGGGCCAAUGGGGGGACGAGGACGGCCCCCUGAAUCUGACCUUGGACGGAGAAUCCGGAAAGGAGACAGACUGCCAGUUUUGCGGUGCCUGGUUUGAGACUCGUAAGGGCCUUUCCAGCCAUGCCCGAGCACACUUGCGCCACCUUGGAGUAAACGAUCCCGAUGCCAAAGGUUCUCCUAUUGCUGCACUGAACUCUCUGAUCAAAAGUGAAGAGUUCAAAAAGCGUCUGUCUAGUCAGGGGACGAGUGAAAAGGACUCUCUCACCAAGACUGCUGAGGAGAGCACCUCUACUGAAGCUGCCAUGAGUACGAGUCCAGCCAGCAGUGGAGCAGCUCGGGCCAAGUUGACAGACAAUGGCACUUUUACCAAGAUAGCAGAUGGUAUGGUUAAAGGUGCCGACGACCCUUCUACAACUCCUGAAAGUAUCUCACACUCCUUGAAUGCAGAAGGUAGUGGCAUGAUGGCUGCAAAUAGUGGUUCCUUAGAGACAUCCCCUUUUAAGAGCCCCAGUGGCACUUCAGCUGGUACUCAUGCCAACAUUAGUAAUGCCGGCUCCCCACAUUCCAUGGCACCUGAUGCUGGAGUUCACCAGAAGAUGGCAGAGCCCCUACAUGCUCAGGUUAAGACAGAAGCUGGACGUCCCCAAGGCAAGAUGGCGGAAGCUGGACGUCCCCAAGGCAAGAUGGCGGAAGCUGGACGUCCCCAAGGCAAGAUGGCGGAAGCUGGACGUCCCCAUGGCAGGAUGGCGGAAGCUGGACGUCCCCAUGGCAGGAUGGCGGAAGCUGGACGUCCCCAUGGCAGGAUGGCGGAAGCUGGACGUCCCCAUGGCAGGAUGGCGGAAGCUGGACGUCCCCAUGGCAAGAUGGCGGAAGCUGGACGUCCCCAUGGCAGGAUGGUGGAAGCUGGACGUCCCCAAGGGGCUCAGUCCAAAUCAUCCCUAGCGGGCCUUACUCAUGCCAGGCCAUCUGUCGGUGGCACCCCAUCUGCCAAGAAACUGAAAAUGUCUGCAGCCUGUAAGGCAAGCUCAGAAGCCUUCUGGUCACCCAACAGUUCACCUUUAAAUCUGUCCCCGGGUUCAGAGGAAGUCCGCUGCGAGUUCUGCGGCGAGUUCUUUGAGAACCGAAAGGGCCUGUCGAGCCAUGCACGAUCCCACCUGCGCCAGAUGGGGGUCACUGAGUGGCAUGUCAACGGCUCGCCCAUCGACACCUUGCGGGAAAUCUUGGCCAGAGGGACCUUUCCCAGGGCUGGCAACAGAGUUGGAGGGCCCAGCUCAGAGAAGCUUCUUGCGCUUUCUCCUCCUUCUCCAUCUUCCCCCUCAAGGCCUCUCCCUUACAGUGGGUUGUCUCCAGCCAUGCAUCGCAAGCCGCCACGGCUGCCCACCUAUACACACGACUGGUCCUCUGAACUCUCACCUCUCAACCUGUCCGCUCGAGCAGACCCGUCCCGGGAUAUCCGCUGUGAGUUUUGCAACGAGUUCUUUGAGAAUCGCAAAGGCCUGUCGAGCCACGCGCGGUCUCACCUGCGCCAGAUGGGUGUCACCGAGUGGCAUGUCAAUGGCUCUCCCAUUGAUACACUACGGGAAAUAAUUAGAAAGAGGGGCCUACCACCGCUCCCGCAUGUCACAAAUAUUAAGAAAGAGCCACGGACAAAUGAUGAGCUUACUAGUCCCUCACACACACUGUCACCCCUUAGUCUUGGGCCAUCGAGUAUGGCGCGGGAGCAUCCCGUCUCGCCUCUUACAGGGAGACCCCCCAACACAUUUUUAUCCCCAAUGUCUCCUAAAAGACCAGCAUCUCAUGAGCCUCGGUUAAGCCACUCUGAGCCAAAAAGCUAUGUCCAUUUAGAGCCAAAGCCCAGCAACCAGGCUCAAGGAAAGGUUUACCUGUCAGGUGAGGGCCGACCCAAACUCUACAUUCAGGAAGAUAACCGGCCAAAGUCAUACCUGCAAAGUGAAGGGAGGCCCAAAGCAUAUUUACAGAGCGAAGGAAGGCCUAAAAUGUUCCUUCAGAGCGAAGGAAGGGCCAAGGCCUAUGUGCAAGGAGAAGGAAGGCCUAAGCAGUUUUUGCCAGGGGAAGCCAAGGCCAGAACCUAUAAUAAAGCAUAUCUGCAUGGGGAAGGGAAACCUAAAACAUUCAUGCACGGAGAAGGCAAGUUCAAAGCCUACUUGCACAACGAGAGCAAACCAAAGCCUUACCUGCACGGAGAGGGCAAACUCAAGGCAUUUGUUCACGCGGACGGCAAGCCCAAGCCAUACUUGCAAGGAGAUGGCAAGCCUAAGGCCUACAUACAAACCGAACUGCCAUUCAAGGUCAAAGUAAAGGCGUCUCCAGACAAAACCCCCACAACGUUAGAGGCAUGCUGUGAGCUGUGUGGCCUGUACUUUGAGAACAGAAAGGCCCUUGCGAGUCAUGCACGCGCACAUUUGCGGCAGUUUGGCGUCACCGAAUGGUGCGUUAAUGGCUCUCCUAUUGAGACGCUGAGAGAAUGGAUGAAGCAAAGACCUCAGAAAGCUGGCGCCUAUCUCAGUUAUAUUCAGGGAGGACGCCCUUUCUCCAAGAAAUUUAAGCGAUCCAAUCAAAUGCCCAAAGCAGGGGCAAUGGAGGGCCCAGUGACGCCAUCUGCCAAGAUGUCCGAGGCAGAGAGGAACCAUGGCACCCCUUCAGUGGCAACAGAAAAACCAGCAGAUGGACAAAUGCAGAAGACAGAGCGGCGCCAGUCCAAGCCGCCCGAGGUUCCUCCAUCACGGGAAGAUGCAGUCAGUGAGCACCUGCCCAAGACAGAAGAAACAAGACCACCUCCAAGGCCACGGCCUGUCCCAUCCCUGGUUCCCAGGCCACCCCAGACCUCCCUAGUGAAAUUUGUGGGGAACAUAUACACAUUGAAGUGCAGGUUCUGUGACAUCCAGUUCCAGGGUCCCCUUUCCAUCCAGGAACAAUGGGUCAGACAUCUGCAGCACCACAUCCUUGAAAUGAAUUUCUCCAAGCCUCUGAAUUCUCCAGUGGUGACCUCCCCAGCACAGGCAGAGCCAGCCACCGCCGCUCAGUAGGGACCCUCCGCAAAGGGCCCAUCUAGACUGUGACUGACUGCGUCGGAGAGCCUGAUUAGUAUUAUAAGUGAUGGCAGAAGAUCUGGGCUUCAUUCAGGGUCCAUGGAACUUGGAAAGAAUAGGUUUUGGGUGGAAGGAGAGUGUUGUGAUAGUCCUGCAAAAUGCAGCCCCCCCUUUACUUUUCAGACUUUUUUUUUAAGCUAUGUUGGAAAUGGGGAUGUUGCUGAAUGGGAGAGUGAGGGUUAUGAGUUGCCCAUCUAUGUAGGGAUUAGUGCAUGGGGCAGUUGUGGGCGGUUAGGGCAGAGUUAUUUGUGCCAGUGCAGUUACAGGUGGGAGAGCCAAGAGAUUCAAGUCAUCUUAAAUGAACUGUGGGGUUAUAGUAUUUUAAUUUGGCUCGCCCUCCCACUCACCAUUAUCCAGAGGGUCACACCUUACCCAUCCUGGAUCCACAGGUUUCUAUCCACCUACCUAAUAUGUGUUAGACUGUGCUUACUCAGACUGACCUAAAGAUGGCCGACAUGGCUGCACGAGGCUAUUGGUCAGAGUUUUGGGGACAUGUGAGAAGCCGUAAGUGAUUUUAUUUGACUUUUUGAGUCAAUUAAGCGAGUGUGAUGGUCACUUGAUUUGAGCUGCAACCGGAGAGCUGCACACGCUGACACUGUGAAAUGGAAAAAACGCACUGGUCCUUUAAAGAACAAGGAACACCUGAGUGUGGGGUGCCGGCUCAUUGGGCACCCCCUGUGAUUCUUACUGCUUAUCAUGGGCAAGUGCUCCUCUGGGGAAAGAGCAUCAGCUCAAAGUAGUUGUAGGCAGGUUAAGUUGUCACCUACCAAAAAACAUAGGUUUUCCUUGUCCUUUAAAAUACACUUUCCUGGUUGCAAGCACUUUGGUUAUAAAAAUCCAGUGCCAAGUGUGGUUAUUGCACUCCCCUCAUAUAGAGCACAGAGGGCCCCUUACCCUGUAGGCUGCUGCUCUUCUACCACCGCUCAGGAUCAUGCACCAGGGCGGCCAAUUGAAAUGUUGCUUUAGUUCUACCUGCAUCUGGCUGGGCAAAGCGAUCUGAUUGUUGCCAUGGGUUACUGCAGAUUUGCCCAGCGUUGGUCAGCAGGCCCACCUGUCUGCAUUAGCUAACCUGUUGGGCCCCCAAUCCCACUUCAGCCAUCCCUUAGUGUUCCGCAUUAUUAAACUAUGGGUCACUUUUUGGGGGGAGCUAUUAUGUAUAUAAUAUAUACGUUGUAAUAUUGUGGUUGUAUAUCUUGUCACUCUCCCCCUUUUCGGGGCAACGCCUAUUUGGGGUUUUAGUCACUCAAACCUUUUUAACGGGUUCCUUCCAGGUUGCGUCAGUCUCUUCUUUUCCUUUCUUUUUAAUAAAUAGCAGCACCCCACCUUCCUUUAUAACCCCACAUCCAGUGUAGCAUUUCCAUGUCCACUCCAUUGCCCUUUGCUUUGGAAUAUUAGCUACAGUGUAGGGCCCGUCAUGGACUACUUCAGAACUCUGGGUUCCGACGGACAAGAACCCCAUUUCUGAGAUUGGGGACAUUUUUGUCUUGGAAAUCUAUAGAUCUGGAGGUGUAUUUAUUGGGGUAAUUUUAGGAUUGUUCUGCCCUCGCCCUGAAGACUGGGGUGUGUCACAUGACAUCCUCUUAUAUCCAUAUUCAGUUGUUGUUUUUUUAACCUAUGUGAAUUAUAUACAAGAGCACCUUUUAUUGCAACUUGUCUUCCACUCCAAUUCCUUUUCCUUCCCAUACAGUGGGCUUGGCAGGACACACGUGAUCUGUAUAUUGUCUGCUGUUCUAAUGUGGGGCAAAGCAAAGCCGCUUCCUGGUUCCUACUGCUCCGUGUGCACCUUCUGUAAGUGAGGGGUCAAACGUUCAUGUCAUGUUUCCUAAAUUAAUAUUGCUGUACUCCCUCAUUUAAGCAGGGGUUGUGUUCUAUUCCUCCUGUUGUCUGAUUAAAGGGUAAGUAAACCAUGGCCCUGCUGUUGAGCUCUGGGCCUGUGCCACUAGUGCAAGGACUUUACGUUUUAUUCAUAUAAAGACUGUAAAGUGACCCUGUCUGUUCUGCGUCCCCUCCCCUUACCAAUUCCCGCUACAUAACCUUGCUUUUUUUGAUUUUUACUUUGUUAAUUUCUUAUACUGAUGUGUAGCAUUCAAGUAAAGCAAUCGAUUUUUACCCCAU
Xenopus tropicalis (tropical clawed frog) is the source of this 8518-nucleotide messenger RNA. It is a transcript of the gene wiz, whose product is annotated as widely interspaced zinc finger motifs. Gene Ontology annotation, cellular component: nucleus. Lineage: Eukaryota; Metazoa; Chordata; Amphibia; Anura; Pipidae. The transcript has 13 exons. The record is from RefSeq and is a predicted model, not a curated record. Bases 848 to 6340 code for a protein of 1830 amino acids.